CGCCGUUGUUUAAUGUUUGUCAGCAUAGGUCUCUGAACAGAAGCAACACAAUAUUUAGAAAACCACAAAAUUUAUCUUCAAAAACUUAUUAAUUGUGAAAUUUGUUAAAAUAUCUUUUAAAAUUAAGAAAUUAAUAACAUUUUCUAUGAAAUAGAAGGUGUGAGUAAGCUCUAUACGACCGGCCAAAUAACAACAGCAGCAAAAACAUACAAAAAGAAGAAUCAUAACAAAAAACAAAGCAUUUUUUUCAUUCUUUUUACCUAAGCUCAAAGAACGUAAAAUUAUAAUCUUUUUUUUUUUUGCGUAGAAGCAUUUUAUAGAUUAAAAGUAAAGUUCAAGAUGAAAAUUACUGUAACAACCACAACGGAUAAAAUCUUUUUUCUUGAUGUUUCGGAGGAAUUGGAAUUAGAAAAUUUCAAAGCCUUUUGUGAGGUGGAAUCUGGUAUUGCCGGCCCACAAAUGGUUGUGGUCUUCAAUGGUAAACCAUUGUUAGACAACCAAAAGCCUCUGAAACAUUUUGGCAUAAAAGAUGGCGAUUGUGUGAUGUUACAAAUACAACGUCCUCCUGCAAGAUCGAGUUUAUCAGCUGCUAGUCGUGGCACUCCAAUGGAUUUGGAUGAAGCUGCUAUACGUAAUUUGGAUUUCAGUAAUAUUAACAUACCCGGCACCAGUACAGGCAGCAGUGCUGGUAACAGUGGCUAUCGUUUAGGUGGCAUACCUACUGGUGGCAAUAUUCUGGAUUACAAUGACUCUGAUGAAUUCAAUGUGAAUUAUGAUGAUGAUCCAGCUGCUGUACGUAAAAUGUUUCUUGAUAAUCCCGAAUCAAUGGCUUUGCUAAAACAAAAUAAUCCUCGCUUGGCUGAUGCAUUAUUAUCGGGUAAUUUGGAAAGUUUUGAAAAAGUCUUAAAAGAACAAAUUGAUGCCCGAAAAGCACGUAAUGCUCAGCGUUUGCGUAUGUUACAUGCCGAUCCCUUUGAUCCUGAAGCUCAACGUAUGAUUGAAGAAGAGAUUAAACAAAAGAAUAUACAAGAAAAUAUGGCUGCUGCUAUAGAGUUACAUCCUGAAGUUUUUGGCACUGUUACAAUGCUUUAUAUAAAUUGCAAAGUAAACGGUGUUCCUGUUAAGGCUUUUGUGGAUUCUGGUGCUCAAACUACCAUUAUGAGUUCGGCUUGUGCUCAACGUUGUAAUGUUACACAUUUAAUUGAUACCAAAUGGAGCGGUAUUGCUAAAGGUGUUGGCACUCAACGUAUUACUGGCCGUAUUCAUAUGGGCAAAUUACAAAUUGAAAAUGAUUAUUUAGUUUCAAGUUUUACGGUUUUAGAACAACAACCCAUGGAUAUGUUGUUGGGUUUGGAUAUGCUCAAAAGACAUCAGUGUAACAUAGACUUGCAGCGUAAUGUCUUGCGCAUCGGUACCACCGGUACCGAAACAAAAUUCUUGCCUGAAAGUGAACUGCCCGAAUGUGCCCGCUUAUCGGGCAAUUCCGAAGAUGAUCUUAAUGUUAUGGCCGAAUCUGCUAAUGAUGCCGAAGAGCGUGCAAUCAAAGAUGCCAUUGAACAGAGUAAACGAGAAGCAGCGAGCAGUGGAGCCUGCUCCACGAGUACGAAUGCGAAUACAAUUGCUCCUGGUGACAAAUUUAGUGAAAAUGAUGUAAGUGAUCUCGUUAAAAUGGGCUUCAAACGUGAUGAAGUCAUUGUGGAAUUGCGUAGAAAUAAUGGUAAUAAAACUCAAGCUAUUGCAGCACUCAUAGCAAAAACUUUAAAAUUUUAAAAUUUUCUUUUUUUUUUUUGGACACAAACAAAAAAACACUCAUUUAUAGUUUUAGUUUUAACAAAAAAAAAAAAGAAACAUAAAUUUAAGUUGAACUUU
Messenger RNA from Lucilia cuprina (Australian sheep blowfly), 1869 nucleotides. It is a transcript of the gene rngo, whose product is annotated as protein DDI1 homolog 2. Bases 340 to 1770 code for a protein of 476 amino acids. Gene Ontology annotation, biological process: proteolysis. The record is from RefSeq and is a predicted model, not a curated record. Gene Ontology annotation, molecular function: aspartic-type endopeptidase activity; protein binding. Lineage: Eukaryota; Metazoa; Arthropoda; Insecta; Diptera; Calliphoridae. The transcript has 7 exons.